Messenger RNA from Sebastes umbrosus (honeycomb rockfish), 8702 nucleotides. RefSeq names its product myosin X (gene myo10). NCBI's taxonomy places the organism in Eukaryota, Metazoa, Chordata, Actinopteri, Perciformes, Sebastidae. The record is from RefSeq and is a predicted model, not a curated record. Bases 719 to 6862 code for a protein of 2047 amino acids. The transcript has 41 exons. Gene Ontology annotation, molecular function: protein binding; ATP binding; cytoskeletal motor activity. Gene Ontology annotation, cellular component: cytoskeleton; myosin complex.
GUUGGAUUUCUUGUUCUCAGUCUGCCUUGUGUUUUUCCCCUGGCGGUUUGAUUGAUUGAAGUCUCUCUCUCUCUCGAGUCAGCUGCAAACUCGCACGGAUCCACCCUACAGCUGCUCUCCAGAUCCACGACUAACAUGCCUUUUAAUUAUCCACAUAGCAGCUGAGGAGGACACUGAGAGCUUCAUCUCCCUCAACUCGAUGUCUCUGAAGUUUUCAGAACGCAGCGUGGGAAAGUGUUGUCCUCCCAUUUGUUUUACGGCUGAAAUGGUUUCAUAAAACAUUUGUAAUCUGGUUCUACUGGCUCUUUAAUCGACCUGCCAUCUCCUGAAAAGUGCCGUCCUUUUGGAGUCAGUGUCCCCUUCAUCACCUGGUGGACGCCUCUUCAUCACGUCUCUUUUCCUGAUAACCCGAUCACCGCCGGUCCGCCGACGAGCAGCUGCAUCCUAUCGGAGCCUCCGGUCGACACCUCUGCUGCCGCCCACUCUCAAACACCAGACCGCGCCGAGUGACGUGACCUUUGACCCUUCCUGACAAUAGCUUUGUUAAUAAUUCAAACCCACCAGGUGUUAGGGUGACCGUGUGUGGUUACGGGAGGAUGAGCAGUACCUUCCCAGCACCGUGUCCUCGUGCUCUGGAGGUGUGGUUGCCUUUGCCACAGACUACGGCCAGGUGUACACCUACAAGCAGAAUGCACUCACCAGACAGAAGGUGCAGCCGAUGCACCACAGCAGCGUCAGAGGGGUGGAGGACAUGUCGACCCUCGAGGACCUCCACGACGGCGCCAUCAUGCACAACCUCUUCCUGCGCUACCAGCAAAGACACAUCUAUACGUACAUCGGUUCCAUCCUGGCGGCGGUGAACCCUUACCAACUGCUCACCGGCCUGUACGACCGGCCGGCCGUGGAAAUGUACAGCCGACACCACCUCGGUGAAAUCUCCCCGCACAUCUUCGCUGUCGCCAACGAGUGCUACCGCUCACUGUGGAAGAGGCUGCAGAACCAGUGUGUCCUGAUCAGCGGAGAGAGCGGCGCUGGGAAAACAGAAAGCACCAAGCUGAUCCUCAAGUUCCUGUCGGCCAUGAGCCAGCACUCCCUGGACGUAUCGUCCAGAGACGGGACGUCCCACGUGGAGGAGGCGCUGCUGGAGAGCAGUCCCAUCAUGGAGGCCUUCGGGAACGCCAAGACCGUCUACAAUAACAACUCAAGUCGCUUUGGGAAGUUUGUCCAGCUGCAUUUCUGCCAGAAGGGCAACAUCCAGGGAGGCCGAAUCAUCGACUACCUCUUAGAAAAGAACCGAGUGGUCCGACAGAACCCAGGGGAGAGAAACUACCACAUAUUCUACGCCCUGUUAGCAGGAACCAACACCCAGCAGAGAGAGGCGUUCGGGUUGACCCAACCGGACAGCUACCAUUACCUGAGACAGUCCAGCUGCCUCCCCGACAAGACAAUCAACGACAGCGCCACUUUUCAGGAUGUUCUGAAUGCCAUGCGGACGAUGCAGUUCACAGAGGAGAACAUCGGGGAGAUCCUGCGCCUCCUGGCUGGUAUCCUCCAGGCGGGGAACAUCGAGUUCAUGACGGCCGGAGGAGCGCAAGUCUCCUCCAAAUCAGCGGCUCUCAGCCGGACGUCUGACCUCCUGGGGCUGAACCCAGAUCAGAUGGCCGAGGUCCUGACCCACCGGUCCAUGAUCCUCAGGGGUGAGAUGAUCUCCACACCGCUCACUGUGGAACAGGCGGUGGACUCCAGAGACUCCAUGGCCAUGGCACUUUACGCACAGUGUUUCAACUGGAUCAUCCGCAAGCUCAACAACCGCAUCAGGGGCAAAGAAGACUUCAAGUCCAUCAGCAUCCUGGACAUCUUUGGAUUUGAGAACUUCGAGGUCAACCGCUUUGAGCAGUUCAACAUCAACUAUGCAAAUGAGAAGCUUCAGGAAUAUUUUAACAAGCACAUUUUCUCCCUGGAGCAACUUGAAUACAACAAGGAAGGCCUGGUUUGGGUCGACAUCAACUGGAUGGACAACGGAGAAUGUCUGGAUCUGAUCGAGAAGAAACUGGGUCUCCUGGCACUGAUGAAUGAGGAGAGUCACUUCCCCAAAGCCACAGACGGCACCUUACUGGAGAAACUCCACAGCCAGCACUCGAAAAACUCUUUCUAUGUGAAACCACGCGUUGCCGUGCACAACUUUGGAGUCAGGCACUAUGCAGGAGAGGUGGUGUACGACGUGAGGGGGAUGUUGGAGAAGAACAGAGACACUUUCAGAGACGACAUCCUCAACCUGCUGAGGGAGAGCAGGUUGGACUUUGUCUACGAUCUGUUUGAACACGUAUUGAGCCGAAACAAGCAGGACACUCUGAGGAACACCUCCAAGCACAGACGGCCCACCGUCAGCUCCCAGUUUAAGGAUUCUUUGCACUCCCUGAUGUCCACGCUCAGCACUUCCAACCCGUUCUUCAUCCGAUGCAUCAAACCAAAUACACACAAGAUGCCUGACCAGUUCGACCAGACGUUGGUUCUGAACCAGCUCAGAUAUUCCGGCAUGUUGGAGACGGUGAAGAUCCGACGCACCGGCUUCCCCAUCCGGAGACCUUUCCAAGACUUCUGCUGCAGGUACAAGGUGUUGAUGCGGGGCUCGACGACGCCGGAAGAUCCCAGAGGGAGCUGCGUCCAGCUGCUGCAUCUCUACGACAGCAGCAGCACCGAGUGGCAGCUGGGAAAGACCAAGGUGUUUCUUCGGGAGUCUCUGGAGCAUCGCCUGGAGAAGCAGAGGGAGAUGGAGGUGCUGAGAGCAGCCAUGAUCAUCCAGGCUCACGUCAUGGGCUACAUGGCCAGGAAGCAGUACAGGAAGCUGCUGCAGUGCAUUGUGGUCAUUCAGAAGAACUACCGGGCUUUCUACUGGAGGAGGAAGUUCCUGCUGCUCCGCUGGGCAGCGCUCACCUUCCAGAAACGUGUGCGAGGCCAGCUGGCCCGCCGGGCCUACGGCCAGCUGCUGGAGGAGGAGAGGAGGAGGAGGGAGGAAGAGAAGGAGGUGGAGCGCUGCAGGAGGAGGAGGGAGGAGGAGGAGAUGGAGAUGGAGAGGGAGAGACAGAGGCUGGAGGCUGAGAGACUCGCCACAGAGGUUGAGAUGGCCAGAAGACUGGAAGAGCUUCAUCGGGCUGAGGAGUUGGCCUCUCUGGCUCUACCUCAACCUGAACCUGCAGUAGCAGCCGCGACAUCACCGGACACCUUGGAGGAGCUUGAGUCAGCAGAGGCCCUGGCGGAGCCGUCUGAACAGGAGGCGGUGAUCCGUCCUCACGAGGCAUCUCAGGUGGAGGAGAUCCUGCGACUGGAGCGGGAGAUCCAGUCGCUGCAGCGGCUGAAGGAGCGCCAGGAGCUCUCCCUGACGGAGGCCUCCCUCAACCGCCUGCAGCUCCUCCGUGACCAGGAGCUCAUGCGCCUGGAGGACGAGGCCUGCAAGGCGGCGCAGCAGUUCCUCGACUCGCUGAACUUCGACGAGAUCGACGAGUGCGUGAGGAACAUCGAGAGCUCCUUGGGAGUCGGCGAAGGGGAGGAGAAGGAGAAAGAGAGCGGGCGGCGGAGAGGCAACGACGAGGAAGAGGUCGACGAAGGGUUCGGGGCCGACGACGAGGCCUUCAAAGACUCGCCAAACCCGAGCGAGCACGGCCACUCGGACGGCCAGCGGACGAGCGGGAUCCGAACGAGCGAUGACUCGUCUGAAGAAGACCCGUACGCCAAUGACGGUGUGACGCCACCGCUGCCGCCAACCGCCCUGCUUCACCAGCCGCUGCCUUUACCGCCGGUGCCCCCCGCCUGCCACAGCGCCUCAUCCAGUGGGGACUCUGUCUACUGCCACCCACAGGCUUCGUCUGAGGCUCAGUCCGAUGACCUGGUGGAGCUCAUACCGCCAGACGAGGAUUCGGACUACGACCAGGAUGACUACGACGAGGGCGCCAUCGUGUCCAGUGGCAGUGUGGCCUUCUCCAACCCUCGUAGCGGCCAGUGGUCUCCUGACUACCGCGGCUCUGUAGGCACCUACAACAGCUCAGGGGCUUACCGCUUCAGCUCGGAGGGGGCUCAGUCAUCGUUUGAGGACAGCGAGGACGACUUCGACAGGUUCGACACCGACGACGAGCUGUCGUACCGGCGGGAUUCCGUCUACAGCUGCGUCACGCUUCCAUACUUCCACAGCUUCCUCUUCAUCAAAGGCGGUCUGAUGAACACGUGGAAGCGGCGCUGGUGCGUCCUGAAGGACGAGACCUUCCUGUGGUUCCGGGCCAAGCAGGAGGCUCUGAAGCAGGGCUGGCUCCACAAGAAGGGAGGGGGUUCGUCCACGCUGUCCCGCCGCAACUGGAAGCGCCGCUGGUUCGUGCUGCGGCAGAGCAAGCUCAUGUACUUCGAGAACGACGGCGAGGAGAAGAUGAAGGGGGUGCUGGACAUGCACGAUGCCAAAGAAAUCAUUGAUAACACCGGUAAGGAGAACGGACUCGACAUCGUGAUGCCAGAGAGGACGUUCCACCUGAUCGCAGAGUCUGCCGAGGAUGCCAGCCAGUGGUUCAGCGUGCUGAGUCAGGUCCACGGCUCUACAGAACAGGAGAUCAGAGAGAUGCACGAUGAGCAAGCCAACCCCCAGAAUGCAGUGGGCACGUUGGAUGUGGGAAUGAUCGAUUCGGUUUGUGCGUCAGAUAAUCCAGAGAGGCCGAACUCCUUCGUCAUGAUCACGGCGAACCGCGUGCUGCACUGCAACGCUGACACGCCGGAGGAAAUGCACCACUGGAUCACUCUGCUGCAGCGCUCCAAAGGAGACACCCGCGUCGAUGGCCAGGAGUUCAUCAUCCGAGGCUGGUUGCACAAAGAGUUGAGGAACAGUACGAAAGCCUCACUGAAGCUGAAGAAGCGCUGGUUCCUGCUUACCCACAAUUCCCUGGACUACUACAAGAGCUCAGAACGCAACGCCCUGAAGCUGGGAACGCUGGUGCUGAACAGCCUCUGCUCGGUGGUUCAACCGGAUGAAAAGGUCUUCAAAGACACCGGCUACUGGAACGUGAUCGUGUAUGGCCGUAAACACUCGUACCGACUCUACUGUAAGCUGCUGAAUGAGGCCACGCGUUGGGCCAACUCCAUCCAGAACGUCAUCGACACCAAAGCUCCCAUCGACACGCCGACCCAGCAGCUCCUCCAGGACAUCAAGGAGAACUGUCUGAACUCGGAGGUGGUGGAGCAGAUCUACAAGAGGAACCCCAUCCUCCGCUACAGCCACCACCCGCUGCACUCGCCGCUGCUGCCACUGCCCUACGGAGACAUCCACAUCACUGCUCUGAGAAACAGGAGCUACUCGACCCUGCAGGACGAAGCCCUCAAAGUGUUCAGCUCUCUGCAGCACCUGGAGGGCGUGGCCGACCCGGUGCCCAUCAUCCAGGGCGUCCUGCAGACCGGCCAGGAGCUCAGACCGCUGCGGGACGAGCUCUACUGCCAGCUGAUCAAGCAGACGGUGCGGCCGCCGCAGCCCGCCAGCCCCGGGAACCUCUGCAGCUGGAAGAUCCUGGCCUGCAUGUCCUGCACCUUCAUCCCGACCAGGAGCGUCCUCAGAUACCUCAAGUUCCACCUGAAGAGGACUCGAGAGCUCCUCCCCGGCUCGGAGAUGGAUCGUUACGCUGCCUUCGCCCUCAACUCCCUGAGGAAGACUCGAGCCAGGGAGAACGUCCCGUCGCAGGAGGAGAUCCGCUCCAUCGUGGCCCGGCAGGACAUGAGCACCACCGUCCACUGCCACGGAGGAGGCUCCUGCAAAAUCACCAUCAACUCACACACGACAGCCGGAGAGGUGGUGGAGAAGCUGAUCCGAGGCCUGGCCAUGGAGGACAGCAGGAACAUGUUCGCUCUGUUUGAACACAACGACACCACAGAGAAAGCCAUCGAGAGCCGCAUGGUGGUAGCCGACGUGCUCGCCAAGUUUGAAAAGCUUUCAGCCAGCCCAGACGAACACAACACUGGCUGGAAGUUUUACUUCAAGCUCUACUGCUUCUUGGACACGGACAACGUUCCCAAAGACAGCGUGGAGUUCGCCUUCAUGUUUGAACAAGCCCACGAAGCCGUCAUCCGUGGUCAGUACCCGGGCCCUGAGGAGACUCUUCAGUUCAUGGCUGCCCUGAGACUCCAGUACCUCCAGGGAGAUCAAGGCUCCCAGGCCAGCGUCCCCGAAAUGUCCCAGGUGUUCCCCAUGGUGCGGUUGCGGGCCCGGGUGCAGAACUCGGCCAAGACGUUCGCCCCGGGCGCCGGCUCGGUGGCCGACCGCUCUGGGGGGACGUCGUCGUCGGAGAGGAAACGCUCGAGCUUCCUGGAGGGAACGCUGAGGCGGAGCUUCAGGAGCGGCUCGCUGAGUCGGCAGAAGCUGGAGGAAGAGAACAGCCUGGAGGCGUGGAUGAGGGAGGAGGCGGCGGCGGUGAGAACCAGCGUGAUGGACAAGUGGAAGAAGCUGCAGGGGAUGAACCAGGAACAGGCCAUGGUCAAGUACAUGACGGUGGCGAAGGAGUGGCAGGGAUACGGAUCCACUCUGUUCAACGUGGAGUGUCGGGACGGAGCGUUCCCCUCCGAGCUUUGGCUGGGCGUGAGCCGGGAGGCCAUAUCGGUGUACAAGCGAGGGGAGCCGUGGCCUCUGGAGGUUUUCCCGUAUGAACAGAUCCUCUCCUUCGGAGCUCCGCUGGCCAACGCCUACAAGAUCACCAUCGAGGGCCGAGAGAUUGUCUUUGAAACGCAAAUGGUCAUGGACAUCGCCAAGCUGAUGAAGGCCUACAUCAGCAUGAUCGUCAAGAAGCGCUACAGCAACUGUCAGUCCGUCAGCAGCCACGGCAGCCAGUGUAGUGCCUGGUGAACUCCGCCCCUAUUAACCUUUGACUUUAUGGCCACAUGCCUGAAGUGCCGCGGAGGGUCAGGCUUGGCCGUCGUGUGGACGCCCGUCCUCGGCGCUCUGGAGAGAGAGGCAGCUCGUACAUUUGACACGUCAGACUGACUCUGUGAAUGCUGGAGACGAACCACGAUGCUCUUAAUGUUAAUUAUUUUGACUGGUUUCAUUCCAAAACAUGAAACAUCCACACCUGAUAGAUCACAACUUAUAAAAGAAACACAGUCAGCAGUUGUUUCAAGCAGGUAGGAUAAAGCUGUUAUUGGAGUCCACAAGGCUUCGCUCUGCUAAAGUUCACACACAGAACAAUUUGAUAACCGUGACAGACUAGAAACCAGCUAAACCUCUAGAGAUUAUCAUGAUGAUAAGACAUCUGAUUGUAAGCAGGUUCCAGUGCUGAGAAGGUCGAGGGAUGACGCCCAUAAUCAAACACAAGUUUUCAGAAAAUCCAACAAAGCAACUACUUGAGUCGUGUAACUUUACACUGACGAAAACCAGGAGCCCUGCUUGAUAAAUCAACCUCAAUGUCCUUAAUUGUAAGUAAAUUACAGUUUCAUUAAUUUGCCUCCUACAAGAACCUUGAAUCUAAGGUUUUAUGAACAGGAUGACAUCCUCAGUAUUAUCAAAGUUUUUACAGUGAAACAAUCUGUUAUCUCUUAAAAUGUGCAUGUAAAAGACGGUCUAAGACACAUGAGAAACCCAGAUUGUUGCCGGGGGACCAAACAAGCAUAUCAUUAUUAAGAAAAUUACAUUAUAUGCAGGAGUUUUUUAACCGUACAGGACUGACUGUUUUGGGUAAUAAUGUUUCCGUUAACAAAACUUAACAAAACAGAGAAUUCCCCAGCAUGCCAACAUAUAAAAACAUGCACUGAAGGUCAAAAAAUACCUAUUUUUCAGGGCAGGGAGGGUACUGUACACAGUACUGUACUGUACUUUGUUAUUGUUAUCUAUAGUGGAUGUUUGCAUAAAAACACACAAUUCAAAAUGAUUAUGAUUAUUUAACUAUUUGCUUUGAUUAAAAAAAAUCUUGGCAAGCUGCUUAGAUCUUAGGUCAUAAUUCAACUCUCUAUGAUCUAUUUUAUAUUGAUGUGAACACACCUCCUUCAGACAACUGGAUUUAUUCAAGUUUCUCACCCAAAACUACAUUGAACACAUCAUGAUAACGUUAUAAUUUGCCUUUGAACGCCUAAUAACAAUAACUCAAUGGCACCUCCGUUAACGUUUGUAUCUCCGGUAUUUAGCCAGUCAGGACUGUGCUGCCCACCGGCUGCUAACCGCUAACGUACCACCAGUGGUACGUGUACCAUAGUUUGAGAAACCACUGGACUAAGACAACACAAUGUUGUGUUUAAGAGCAAAACACAGAAGUGUAUCAACGUAUAUUAGUCAAAUAUCAACAUAAAACCGCAUUAAAGUCAAAGUGAUUAGACAAUAACAAAAAAGAUACAACAAUUUCUCCUCCUACUGGGCUCCUGAAACAGCCAAAUACAACAACAAGUUCAACUUCUCCACAGUUUCUCAGACCAAAGAAAACCAGCUGAAAGGUUUAACCCAUUCAGUCAGAGUUUACUCUGGAGGUGCGGAUGUGUCUUGUUUUGGAAUAAAUCGGUUAAUUUCUUCUUGAUGCUAAUGUGCUGUGACACUACAAGGACUGUUGUUGUUGUUGUUGCAGGAUGGGGCUAUUUGUUACUGAGGUUUUUUUUUCGUAUGACUGUUUCGGUGUGUGUGAGUGUGAGUUUUGAGAGAGGUGUGUCUACAUGUCUGAAUGUAAAAAGCAAAAAAAAAAAAAAAAAAAGCAGAGAAGAUAAAG